AUGGGCCUGGCCAAGGCCCUGCGCCGCCUGAGCGGCGCCCUGGAGUCGGCAAACAAUCGGGCGGGAGAUGAGGAGCAGGCCGGGCCGGAGUUGUGCCGCAACGGGUGGGCGCCAGCGCAGUCGCCAGUGGGGCGGCGCCGUGGGCGCUUCGUCAAGAAGGACGGGCACUGCAACGUGCGCUUCGUGAACCUGGGCGGCCAGGGCGCACGCUACCUGAGCGACCUGUUCACCACGUGCGUGGACGUGCGCUGGCGCUGGAUGUGCCUGCUCUUCUCCUGCUCCUUCCUCGCCUCCUGGCUGCUCUUCGGCCUGGCCUUCUGGCUCAUCGCCUCCCUGCACGGAGACCUGACUGCCCCGCCGCCAACCGCCCCCUGCUUCUCGCAGGUGGCUAGCUUCCUGGCCGCCUUCCUCUUCGCGCUGGAGACCCAGACGUCCAUUGGCUACGGCGUGCGCAGCGUCACCGAGGAGUGUCCGGCCGCCGUGGCCGCUGUGGUGCUGCAGUGCAUCGCCGGCUGCGUGCUGGACGCCUUUGUCGUGGGCGCCGUUAUGGCCAAGAUGGCCAAGCCCAAGAAGCGCAACGAGACGCUGAUCUUCAGCGAGAACGCCGUCGUGGCGCUGCGCGACCGCCGCCUCUGCCUCAUGUGGCGCGUCGGCAACCUGCGCCGCAGCCACCUCGUCGAGGCCCACGUGCGGGCCCAGCUGCUGCAGCCUCGCGUGACUCCGGAGGGUGAGUACAUACCGCUGGACCACCAGGAUGUGGACGUGGGCUUUGAUGAUGGCACCGAUCGCAUCUUCCUUGUGUCUCCCAUCACCAUCGUGCAUGAGAUCGACUCCGCCAGUCCUCUGUAUGAACUAGGACGCGCCGAGCUGGCCCGGGCUGACUUUGAGCUGGUGGUCAUUCUCGAGGGCAUGGUCGAGGCCACAGCUAUGACCACACAGUGUCGCUCUUCCUACCUCCCUGGUGAGCUGCUCUGGGGACAUCGUUUUGAGCCGGUCCUCUUCCAGCGUGGCUCCCAGUACGAGGUCGACUAUCGCCACUUCCAUCGCACUUACGAGGUCCCAGGGACACCCGUCUGCAGCGCCAAGGAGCUGGACGAACGGGCAGAGCGUGCUUCCCACAGCCCCAAGUCUGGCUUCCCCGGCUCUCUGGCAGCAUUUUGCUAUGAGAAUGAACUUGCUCUGAGUUGCUGCCAGGAGGAAGAGGAGGAAGAGGAGGGAGAGGAGGGGGAUGCGGCAGAGGCAGAAGACAGGGCUGCCGGCCCCCGAGUACUCACACCAACUCUGGCGCUGACCUUGCCCCCGUGAUACAAGCUGGUACCUCCCUACUUGUACCCCUUUCCCAGAGGUAGCAAGAUGAA
Kogia breviceps (pygmy sperm whale) is the source of this 1358-nucleotide messenger RNA. RefSeq names its product potassium inwardly rectifying channel subfamily J member 14 (gene KCNJ14). Gene Ontology annotation, cellular component: plasma membrane. Gene Ontology annotation, molecular function: inward rectifier potassium channel activity. The record is from RefSeq and is a predicted model, not a curated record. Gene Ontology annotation, biological process: potassium ion import across plasma membrane; regulation of monoatomic ion transmembrane transport. NCBI's taxonomy places the organism in Eukaryota, Metazoa, Chordata, Mammalia, Artiodactyla, Physeteridae.